AGAAACAGCAGGAGAAGAAGGAGAAGCAGCAGCAGCAGCAUCAGCAGUUGGAGCUACAAAAAUCGAAUGUAAGUUUCUGGCUGCAUUGCGAAUUUGGGAUCUGGGCCGCGUCUAAUUAGUUGGCUCUGAACUGAGCGCAACUUUAUUAACAGCAGGCAUCCGAGCUGUGCUGUCAUAUUAAAUGAAACUUACAAUAUACCGUUAAAUUGCCAGCAGCAGGCCAACACCAAACACAAUGCAAACGGCAGCGGCGGCAACAGCAACAGCAGCAGCAGAAGGAGCCGCAGCAACAACAACAGCAGCAGCAGCAACGAUUGCAGGACAUACAAAUAGCAAGACGGGGCAUGUGAAAGUGCAAAAAUGUGAAAUCAACUUUAAUGUGUGUGUGGCACGAGGCAUUGAAUUUUAACGAGUUCACAUUUAAAACAAUACGCAAACAGUGUUUAAAAAAAAACGGGCAAAAGGAAAUUGCCAACAACUAAGAGCAGCAACAACAAUAAUAGCUUAGCACGUGACGCGACGCCACGCUAAUAGACGCUCAUUUUGCAACGGUAAUUGGUGGCACACACGUCAGCAUUCACAGAACACUGUUCACUGUACACCCAGAGUUUAAAGUUCUUCAACUUGAGAGUGCACUCUUUGUCAACGAAGGUGGCAAAAUGGCCGUUAGCAACAUUGUUUGCGAGUGGCUGCGCGCCCUUGGUCUGGCACAGUAUGCGGAAAGUUUUCUGGACAAUGGCUACGAUGACUUGGAGAUAUGCAAGCAAGUCGGUGAUCCCGAUUUGGAUGCCAUUGGCGUUGACAAUCCGGCCCAUCGGCAUAAGCUGCUGAAGAGUAUACGUUCGCUGCGCGAGAAGGGUGCUGCCUCUGUGUACUUCAUGUUAAACGAUCCGAACUCGUUGUCGGGCAGCAUGGAGAUCCUGUGCGAGACACCGCCCAGCAAUGAACUGGAAAUGGUGCUGGCCGAACAGCUGGAGACGGACGGAGUGCGUCUGACAGCGCAUCCAUAUUCAACACCGGAUGGACAACGCGGCCAUUUAGAGGGUCUUGCAUCCGUCUAUUGCGAAUUGUUAAUGGCUCCCUUUGGAGAUAUUUUAAGUGCUUUAGAAAAUGCUAGACAAGCAGCAUGGGCGGAGCGCAGUCCGCUCCAUCCCGCCGGUGGCAGCAGCGGCGGCGCCAGCGGCAGCGGUGGCAGCGGCCUCAGCGGCAGCGCCGGCGGCAGCGGCCUCGUCAGCAUUAUGCAACAUCGCCAGCAGCAUGGCCAUCGCGGCCAUUCAAUGCACGGCGCCGGCCUGCCCAAUAGUCAUAGUCAGCCAAUUUAUGUGCCAGGAAAAUACUCGCCCUCCAGCUGCUUGUCCGACAAGGAGGAGGAUGAGAUCUAUGGCUUUGGCUAUGGCGUCUUUGCGCCGCGAGUGGCACGCGGCGGCUUGACACAACAGCAGCAGAUGCUGCAACAGCAGACGCUGCAAACGCAGCAGAGUAUACAGCAGCAGCAGCAGCAACAGUUGCAACAGCAGCAGCAGCAACAACAACUACCAAUUGUGCCAGGCCAACAGGCGGGUGGAGGACAGCCCGGAGUUGGACCACAACAGCAUCAGACACUCCCGCCAAAUGUAGCGCAUCUCAACUUUGUGCAACAAAACUGCCUGAGUCCACGUUCCGCAUAUUUCUAUGAAUUUCCACCGACUGCAGAGGGACGCGAGACGAAGAAACGCACAACGUUGGCGCGACUGUUGAAAGGCUUAAAAACUGUCAAUCGAAGGGAUCGCAACAAUCAACAAAAUGGCGCCCAAGCAAGGGCGGCUAACGAUCGUCUGCGGCACUUUCAAAUGAUAAACGGCGGUGCCGGGGUGCCGCAGCAGAGUUUCGAGGAGACAAUCCAUAGGCUAAAAGUACAAGAAGCAAUGCGCAAAAAGGAAAAAUUUCAACGUGAACACGAGGAGAUCUUGCGGGACAUACGCCAAGGACUGCUGCAAAUGAGUCGAGGGGAGGGACGCACGGAUGAUACGUACAUGUACGAUGAGGCACUGAGAACCGGACCGAUUGGUGCGGGUGGCGGCAUCAUUGGUCUAGGCGGUGGUGCACACUACGCGGUCAGUGCACUGCAUCAUCAAGGUCAUUGGUACGAUGAGCCGCCGUACGAGAGCGAUCCCGAUGACUUCCUUAUGGCCGGACUCAACUGUGGACCAGCUGCUACCAUUCAGGGUGGCCGAGUUCGUUUUUCGAACAACCGCGAACGCACGGGCGUAAUUUCAUUAAGAUCCGCCGGAGAUAUUUCACUGCCGCAACGCGGUCCGCCGCGACGAGGGCUUAUCGUGCCGCAGCAGCCGCCAAAUCCGCCGACAAUAAUACCGUUAACGCAUGCCAGGUCCCAUGAUCGCGAGAGCGGCGACUAUGCGGGCUCCAUUUCGGAUUUACAAAGUGUUACCUCCAGACUCAGCACAGUUUCGAUUGGCACCAACAAUUGCACGGCAAGAUACCGGACGCUGAGUGGCGGAAUUGGUGAGUCGCCAUCGCUGUCACCGAGUCCUUCAUCCGAUUACGAGGACAUUGGCGCCACGCGGCACACAGCAAAGGCCAAAAAGAACGGGCUGCCCCACAAGGCGAAUACGAUUUGUCAGAAGGCCAUGGUGCAUCAUUCGAGCGAAAUGCGUAGCUCGCCAAAGGAAAUUGGCGCAUUUAAUGAGAAUGGACGGAACUUUGUUGCCACAAAGGAUACAUCAAGGGAUUUCAGCAAUUCCCAAGAUAAUACCGACCGUGGCAGCAUGAGCGAUCAGGCGUUUGCAUGUUCCGCCAGCUCCGUCGAAAGUUUGCCCAGCGCAUCCGGUUCGAGCACUCAAGCCCUAGUACGUCCUGGCAGCCCCCACAGCUCCAUUUCUGCCGAGGAUCGCAGUUCGCUGGCGACCAUUUGCAAGGCCAAAGCGCUUGUCGACAGCCUGCCCAAUCCCUACGACAAGGAGGCGCUUAAGUUCAAGAAGGGCGAACUCAUCGAUGUGUUGUCUAUGAAUGCCUCCGGCAUUUGGAAGGGCCGCUGUCAUGGACGUGUGGGUCACUUCAAGUUCAUCAAUGUGGAAGUGCUGCCCGAGCAGCGCAUGAAGAACUCGAGCAGUAAAACCCUGGCGCCAACCUCUCGAUUGGCAAAUAGCAACAAUGGGAGUGGCAACAGUGGACCCAUUUCUGUGGAGGAUCUGUUGAUGCGCAUUGGCCUCAAGGAGUACACCUCGGUGUUCGUGCUCAACGGCUACGAGGAUCUGGAACUGUUCAAGGAACUCGAGCCGGCCGAUCUGGAUUACCUGGGCAUACUCAGUCAGGAGCAUCGAGCCAAGCUGUUGACGGCAGUGCAGCUGUUGCAUGACAUUGAAUCUUCAAAUUUCGCACGUACAGGCUCCGAUGUGGACAUUGCCGGCUCCAGUUCAGAGAACGAUGAGGCGCGCCUGAAUAAUAUCAACAAGAAGCACGGCGCUUCUCCCUUCGGGCGACGACACUUCCCCCGUGACUCGGGCUGUUACGAAGGAUCACCGCUGCCCAGCUCGCAGACGCCAACGCAGACGGUGAACUCGACCGAUGAGUCAAACAGUCUGGACGAUGUAGUGUCCAAGUGUUCCAGCGAGAUCAUGAAGCGUGUGGAGAGCGCACGUCGCUGCAAGGAUAAUCCCUUUAAGGCGACGCUGCCAGCACGUGUGGGCAAGAAGUCCUUUCUUGGCGGCGGCGGGCUUAUGGGCGACGAUACGCUCACACGUGGCGGACUCAGUGAGAAGUCGAGCGAUUCGGGCGUCAGCAGCAGUUCGCUAUCGUCGGGUCCGCUGAAGAGCAGCACUUAACAUUUGCCAACCAUACUCGCCCACGAGCUGCUCCUGGGCGUGGGCAUAGGUCAAGUUACUGCUGCCGCCGCCGCUUCCGCAGUGGGCAGUAGCAGCAGCAGUUGCGUAGGCGCCACAUCACCCACUACAUCAGUUGCCUCGGCCAGCCUGGUGGGCGGUUUGAAUGCCACAGCGCCACUUGGCAACAUUUGCCACACACUGCCACAUGCCCCCAGCUCAGCAGCAAGCAAUCCGCUGGGUCUGUCCAGCAAUCUGCCACUGAAUCGCAAUCUGGUGAUGUUGCGCAAUCAUUUGCGCAAAAAUACGAGUGGCAAUGCGGCGUCCCAGCUGCUGCACGAUGACAAGGAUCAAUAACGACCCAUUUAUUACAUACAGUUUGUAGUUUAGGUUAAGCUGUAUUCGAUCUAUGAGUUAGGUGUACGUAUUUCAAUUGCUGUGAUUCGAUAGUGAAAAAAAGGCCAAGACGCGUCUUUCAGUUCAAAUGUAUAGUGUAUAGGGACAGAUAGCUAGCAACAGAGAGAGAGCCAGAGAUAGAGUUAGAGUAAGAUAGAAAGAGUUAUUG
This is a messenger RNA of Drosophila grimshawi, 4383 nucleotides long. RefSeq lists its product as uncharacterized. The record is from RefSeq and is a predicted model, not a curated record. Gene Ontology annotation, molecular function: protein binding. Bases 660 to 3821 code for a protein of 1053 amino acids. NCBI's taxonomy places the organism in Eukaryota, Metazoa, Arthropoda, Insecta, Diptera, Drosophilidae. The transcript is spliced from 19 exons.